AUGCGGAAACCAUCGCUUGCUCAGACCGUCCACGCAACCCUCUUCCCGCGGCAGCGCCAGAGCGAGCCAGCAACGUUUGCAGCCCAUAUCACUCGCAAUCUGGUGCCAGAAGUGCGCAUCGAAACAAAUCACUUUUAUGGGAUCCUCGAUUGCAUUGAAGCCCAAUAUCCGGGCCUGAACUAUACCUACCCCCCUCAUCGCCUGCGACUGAGUCGUUUCCCCUGGCACCGUCGUCUCUUUCGUGCUUUCGAUGAGCUCAAAUUGACCGAGGAUGAAAUCUUGGAGCUUUGCUGCUGGGAGGGUACACAAUCUGCGCGACAGCGCUACGAGCUGGAGGAAAACAUUCGGGUACGGGACACCACAGGAGAGACUGUUCGCAGGGCGAGAGUAACCCCUUCCCCAACAGUGACUCUCCACCCACAUUUCUUCGCCUUGACAGAAGAAUCAGAGGAAGAGGACUACUUCGAUACCAUUGUUGAGACCCGAAGCGAGGACACUGUCCGUGCAAGCACCUCCCGCGCCUCAAGUGCGCUGGCCAAUAUGGGCACCGCUCUGGGUGACGAAGAGUACAGCGACGAUGAAAUUGAAAGCUGUGGGGUGGCACUCAAUCAUCGCUUGAUCGCCGCUACAGCAGCGCGAGCUCGGGGCGCUGAUGUGCCCCUCGAUGAAGACUACGAGCAGUGGCUGAAAGACGUGAACGAGCGGGGCGGCUACGAGUGGAUGGUGGCGGCGAUUCGCACCAACCAACCCGUGGAUCAUCCCGAAGCUGCUGCCUCAUCGUUCUUCCCCUCUGUUGCCCACGAGGCUGAAUUGCGUGGUUGGGCACGACGCGGAGAAGAGGUUGUCCGCCCGAACCGCGGUGUGGCACCAUCUUCUUCGAGCGAAACGGCCACUGCGGUCGGAUCAUAUCCUCAUUCGAUUGAGCCUCUGCAAGUGCAUAGUGCUGAACUUGAACAUGGAUUGGGGCCUCGGCAUUUCUUUAACUGGAGGGGGCUUCUUGCGGAUGACGAGAGAGACCACGACUAUGCUUCACGGCCCUUGCCAUCACAGGCUUCCAGCACUGCACGCUGA
Molecule: messenger RNA, 1071 nt
Organism: Penicillium oxalicum
Lineage: Eukaryota; Fungi; Ascomycota; Eurotiomycetes; Eurotiales; Aspergillaceae
Exons: 1
Coding region: 1-1071 (356 amino acids)
Source: RefSeq, a predicted model, not a curated record